Solanum dulcamara is the source of this 1418-nucleotide messenger RNA. RefSeq names its product gibberellin 2-beta-dioxygenase 1-like. The transcript is spliced from 3 exons. Gene Ontology annotation, biological process: response to light stimulus; gibberellin catabolic process. Bases 107 to 1129 code for a protein of 340 amino acids. The record is from RefSeq and is a predicted model, not a curated record. Lineage: Eukaryota; Viridiplantae; Streptophyta; Magnoliopsida; Solanales; Solanaceae.
AUUACUCUGUUCUCAUGCAUUAGCCUUAUUUAAACUCCACCAAUUCCUACCAUAAUUCAUCAUAUCCAACCAAAAAUCUUCUCUUUUUUUUUUCCAACAAACAACUAUGGUUGUUUUAUCUCAACGACUUGUAGAAAAUUUUUCACACAUUAAAACAUGCAAGCAUAAUAACACUAGUAGUGAUCAUGUUUACACUGGUAUUAUUCCAGUGAUAGACAUAGUAGACCCUGAAGCCAACAACUUUAUUAUAAAAGCUUGUCAAGAAUUUGGAUUCUUUAAGGUGGUGAAUCAUGGUGUCCCUAUUGAGACCAUUACCAAAUUAGAAAAUGAAACUGUCAACUUCUUCAACUUGUCCCAAAUUGAGAAAGACAAAGCUGGCCCUGCUAACCCUUUUGGCUAUGGUAACAAAAGAAUUGGCCCUAAGGGUGAUGUUGGUUGGGUUGAGUAUUUACUCUUCACAACUAAUCCUGAACUCACUCUCAACAGAUCCAUCCCUGGAAAUUCUCUUCUUUUUUGGGGACUUGUGAAAGAGUAUGUAAGUGCAAUGAGAAAUAUGGCAUGUGUGGUGCUAGAAAAGAUAGCAGAGGGAUUGAUGAUUGAACCAAAGAAUGUGCUAAGUAGGAUGCUAAGUGAUGAGAAAAGUGACUCAUGUUUUAGGCUAAAUCACUAUCCACCAUGCCCAGAGUUGCUUCAAGCAUUGAGUGGUAGGAAAUUAAUUGGUUUUGGUGAACACACAGACCCACAACUAAUAUCAGUUGGGAGAUCUAAUAACACAAGUGGCCUCCAAAUCUCUCUCAAAGAUGGGACAUGGCUCUCAGUACCACCUGAUCCCUACUCCUUUUUCAUCAAUGUUGGUGACUCCUUGCAGGCGAUGAGUAACGGAAGGUUUAGGAGUGUACGGCACAGAGUGGUGGCAGAUAGUUUGAAAGCCAGGGUGUCGAUGGUUUACUUUGGAGGGCCACCAUUAAGUGAAAAGAUAGCACCAUUAUCAUGUUUAAUGAAGGAACCUAAUGAGAAAAUUCUCUACAAUGAGUUCACAUGGUCUGAAUACAAGAUGUCAGCUUACAAGACAAGGCUUAGUGAUAAUAGGUUGUCCCUCUUUGAAAAACAAACACACACUGCCCAAUGAUGACAAUAUAGGGUUAAAUUUAACCCAAUUUAGGAAAUUGUACUUAGGAAUUUGACACCACUUCCCUUACUUGGAAAUAAAAAAGAAAAGGAUCGAACCCAAAACUUUAAAAUUGAAGACAGAGGAUGUUUUCGAUCUGAUCAGCAAACCCUAUUAUCGAAUAGUUUUUUGUUUGUUUGAGGUGUUUUUUUAGGUUUGUGGCUUUAUGUCAUCACCAGCUUUUACUUUUUGUGCUUAGUUUGUAACAACUACCCUUGUGAUAUAAAUGCAAUGUUAUCAUCAUUAUGUC